CAGUGGAAUCGUCCUUCAACUCAAUAUCAAGCUUACACAGUCUGUGAUAUUGCAAACAAAAAAGAAACAAAGAACUGGUUAAUAGCACAGUUCAUUAACAUCAAGAAUGCUAAACGACUCGAUAUUGAAGUGACCUAUACCCUCCUUAACUGCCCCAUAGCUAACGUGGGGCCAUUCUGCAGAACAAACUUCUCUCUGUAUUCUUAUCAUACUGAUUACAAAUUAAAUCCAGAUCCAACAAAACUAAAUUUUAACAAAGAAACUGUUAUAACUCCAAAAACUCUACCUGCGCCUGGGGAGCGCACAACAAACACAUUUUAUGGUUCAGUUUUAACAAAAACAAAGGGAAUUUAUCUAGCAUUAUUAGACCAAGGAGCUUGCUUGUUAUUAAAAAAGUUUGUGUUGAGAUAUCAUUUCUGCUCUGAAACGGUCGCUUUCAAAAUGGUUAGAUUUUCAAGAACAGUUGCCCCAGCAAACGACAGGAAUUUAACCAAACAAGAAGGAGAAUGUACAGAUCCUAACUCGAUUACGAAAUACAACAAAAAGUUGUUUGGCGUGUGUCUUAGUAAUGGGGAGUGGAACAUUACAGAUAACUCAACCUGCCUUUGCAAUUAUGGUUAUGAGUUGACGAAUGGAUCUUUUACAUGCAAAGGUAAGUGCUGCACUUAAAACCUGGAUUUGCCUCCGAAGCGUUAGGUCCAAAACAGAUAUUUAAUCGUUCAAAUGGCUAAACAUCUAAAUGACCACUACAUUUGAUUAUCGUUUAGUAAAAAGCGUAUAGAAGGUUCGAUGCAUAACUUACAUGAAAAUGGACUGUUUGGUCGUACUUCACAUGUUCAUAUAAAUUCAAUCGGUGGACGUAGUUAACUAAAUACUCAAGGACAUAAGAACUGGAAAAGAAGACACCAGGACAAAGAACCUCUUUUUGCAGUUGGUAUUCUCUUGGUUCUGAAGGAAAGGCAUGUUGACGAAAUUUCACAUUGUUUCAUUUUAGAGUGUCAGAGAGGCUUCUAUAAGGAUUCUGUUAGUAAUUCAAAAUGCGUGCCUUGUCCUGCAAAUUCAGCAUCUGAUACUGGCAGAACUGGUUGCACGUGUAAAGAAGGUUACUACAGAUCAUCUAAUCUGGCAGAUUGUGAAGGUAUACAUGUAUAUAUUAGUGUUUGGUCUUGUCCUAAUCGUUGAUUAACAAGAGUCCUAAAGCCUACAGAGGUUCGUUUCGAUUUUGUCUCAAAAGAACAAAAGGCUCUCCAAUGUAACGUUCUACUUAAUGCUUAAAACAUCGAUAGGGAUAUAUGCGUAAUUCCUUCCACCACCAACCCAACAACAGCAUAGUCUGUUUUGGCUAUGAGAGAAGUCUAUUUCCUAGAAUAAUAAAUUUGGAGCAAACAGAGACAAACAAGGAAGCGAAAUCUUUCUGCCAGCUCACCUAAAAGGACUUAACAAGAAACGGGUGGGUAUGCGGGAAAAACAACGCCACUUGACAAAACACUGUUCACGCUGCGAGAGAACUAAGAAAACUGAAACCUAGUGCUAUAACCGAUAAAGAAUAGACAAAGGUGUGUUGCGUGGCAUGUGGCAAUUAAUCGCUUUGCGCAAUAGCUCCCAAAAAGGGAAUAUUAACCAACUGUGCGGUCAAUAUGGCUCUAUAUUGACCGAGUUCUUUCUUUUUUGGUCUCGGUCCUGAAAACACAGAAAAAGAGCAAGGAUAAUAUCCAGCCAUCUUGACCGAACGAACUUGGUCAAUGAAUGAUUAAUUGUAUCGGCGACUUCAUCGCCGACAUUGUCCAAAAAUAACCGCUCCAUGUACUUCUUUCCUUUGCGCGGAAUCAAGGACAACAAUCCCUAACGGGUUUGGCAGCCAGUCAGAACACAGAACACGCUUUAUGUUACUUAUGGGUGCUGCCGGCGCUAUGAAAUAUGUUAUUAUGAUAAAGUAACCUACAUGUAUCAUGCGUGUAAAUGUCAGAAAGAAACCAGACUAGUGUUGCUAAGGACUUCUCUUGAUAGAAAAUCGUGCCCAUUAUUUUCGUAGAAGCUCAUAAAGAGGUGGAAAGGCAUGCUUCCCCUGAAUACUUUAUAAAAUACAGUCCUUUUUGAUGCCAUUUCCAACAUAUUAAGAUCAUAUUCAAUUGAAAAUUUUCUUGGAUAACCCGAUUGUUACAUUUUUUAACCACUCAGUUAAAGCGGUCGCCUCUUGGUCCCUGUUUACAUUUUUGAUAAUGGUAUUUACUUUAAUGCGGGAAAUGAAAUGUUGGUCAUGAUAUCCAAUGGAGUCACAAAAUAUCAACAAGUCUACGUUCAUUUGUGUCUAAUUGCAGUGUCUUUUUAUUCAAAUGUACAGUCAUGGAAAAAGCACUGAUCAACAUAACCAUGGUCAUCACCAGUGAAAGUUGUGCUGAUGGGAAAUACGACAUAUCUUCAUUACUGAAGAGACUCAAGGAAGUGGUAACCAUUUUGUUUAGAGCAAUAUUUCUAUUUAUAUCUUUAAUUCUUUCUUCUAUUUCUGCCGUUGCAGAUCAUACAACUGCAAUUUUAGUUUUUGUUGUCGUUCGAUAAUGGUUGGCCAUAGAGACCUAUUUUAAUAAACUCAAAAAUUCCAAAUGAGCCUGUUCAGCGCUUGCAUGGGCAUGCCAGGAAGGUUUAUAAAAGAGGUUUUUUUUAUGACAAAUUGGUAAUAUUCUUUAGUUUUUUUGUCAGUGAACAUUUAUAUGUUUAUCUAAUUGUGUGUUGGUGUUUAAAGUGCUGGAUGAACUCCUCGAACUCCUGUUCAGUUUCACUUUUCUAUUCCUUCUUUAGAUGGAAGAGGCUUUUGCAUGGAGAUUUGCAGGUUUCAAAAGUGUGCAGUUGAAAAGUAGCAUCAGGUUUUUAAAUUGCCUGGAUCAGCAAAUGAAUUAUAAUUUUCCGGUUUCUAGAGCACUCCGCCUUCUAAUGACCCUCGUUUUUUCUCUUAAUCAAGGUGUGAAAGUAUAACUUUUUACCUUACACUCAUAAUCGAUUCCAAAGUAAAAGAGCAAGAUGUUAUAAUAGUACUUCGUGAUGCUUCCAGAGAUGGGAAGCUUGGAGACUUCACUGUGAGUGCUGUAAAAAGGACAAGAUUGCAAAUUGACUUCGAAACUGGAACUAAUGAAGCAGACACAAUAACGUCACCUGGCAGUAAGCUUUAAUCCUUCGAUACAAACAUUAUAGUUGAUUGGUAGCAGAAAUCUUAGUUCAUGAUAUGCUUCAAUUGGAGUGGUUAAUCAUAAAAUGAGAUUUAAUCACUUUCAAGCGAAACGCACUCACAUUAUGCACGCUGUACAAGUAUAUUCAGUAUCUAGCUGGAACAUUCUUCUUGUUUAUGGUAUCCAUGUUGAUGUACUUGAUUGUAUCGACUUUUUAAACAUCAUACAUACACAUCUUAGGGUCAUUCUUGCUAUGAGUAAUUAUUGUAAAUAUAAGCUUUUAGAUUUCUUCAGGCUGCUGAGUCAUGCUGACUUGCAUACCAUAGAACUUUCCAGAACAUUUCAUCGAGUCACGCAUUUAUAAUAUAAUUUUCUCGUUUCUGGAAGUAAAUGUCGUGAGAACAAUAGGCAUUUUGCCCGAUUCUCUUAUCUCAGCAGAAAGUAAGAAAUUUUACAACACAAUUGUGACGAACUAGAUUAGAAAACAAAACAUUUGGACUCAGGAUCCAACGUAGAUUACGUUACUUUUAAUUCUCACAACACAUAGAGCACAGUUAUGAUAGAGAAAUGAUCGUGAAAGUGCCUGCACGUAAACUUAUAUACUGCAUACAGACUGCUUGAAUCCUAGAAAUGAGCCUCGAAGAGUAAAGAAAAAAACUUUUAUCAAGCUAAGUAGUUAACAACUGUAGUGCAGUGUACACCAAAGAACUUUCAUUCGUUUUGUUGGCUCGUAUUUCAAAGAGUAAGUAAGGUUAGGGUAUGGGUGGAAAAACUACCUGUAAUUUAGUUCUCAUACUUAGUUGAACCCCUUCUUCUAGGUAACUUGUCAGGAAUUAAAUAAAAAGUUGUAUAAGUAGCAAGAGGCAUCAUGACUAAAACGGUUAAGCGGAGGAUUGCCAUAAUUUAGUUUAAGGAGGCAUAUAUUUCAUAUGUUGUUCAACUCUUGUUUUUAAGGUGCCACAGGGAUCACUGUUAGUGUAGUGGUUGGAUCAAUUGCCGCGCUGGCUGUUGCUGCUGGGAUAUUUGUCUUUUUCGUAUGGAAGUGGAGAAAGAACUCAAAUGGUAAGAGUAGUAUUAAUGUCAACAAUAGCCCCCAAAAAAGUCGCGUAGUAUCAAGCAACUGAAAACAGUUUAUGUUUUUUAUAGCCUCGUCUUAAAAUAAGGCAGGUUACUGGAUUUCGAAACAGUUCUAAUAAAUCCCUUUAAAAAAACAGAUUUUUGGUGUCCAGCACCGUUAUAAAAGAUGUCAUGAAAUUAUUGGAUCGCUUACAAACUGAAUACUCUAAACUUCUAAGGUUCCCUGAAACAAAGGUGGCAAAUGUGCGAUGAAAGAACAUUCAAGAAAAAACAACUAGAUUCCACCGCAAAAAACACUGAACAAAAGGAGUACGAGAAAGUGUCCACAUCAAUUUUCAGUGUAAAGGUUUAAGUCUGUGGAAGCCAGAAUACCUGAUAUUGUGAAAUAACGCGCAACGCGCGCGAAUACUAUAAGAUGUAGUUUGAGAAUCAGAAACAGUUACGUGGCACGCGGACCAGAGUGUCACUGAAGCCCCUGAGUGUUUAGGUGAGGCUGGAUGAACACGGAAAAUCUCCUCUAUGAUCUGUUGACUUGAUGAAAUAUACACAUAUCCAAAAAUUUAUGACCGUGAUUAUAUGCUCUCGUUUGAUCGGGUUCUAUAACUUUAUAAUUUCAAUUAUAGCCCUAGACUUGGCGACCACUUUCAACUUAAAUGGUCCAUGUGUAAAAUGAAGUACAUGUCAGAAGACAUUAUUCUGCGUUGCCUUUGAAUUGUUUGUUACUUUCUCUUUCUAUACUUUUCGAGAUGGUUUUCUUUGCUAUCUUCUCACUGUACGUUUUUCAUGUUUUUCAUACUUUUUUCUUUUUUAUCGUUUUAGAAACAGGAAGAAGAGAGAGGUGAGAUUUUUAGAAAGACAUAGAAUCGUCCAAUUUCCUGUCUUGUUUUUGAUACCAGUUGUAAACUGCGUACAACUGUGAAUUUCAAGCAUGGAUUAUGAUAGCUACGCUUAGCGAAAGAGCUUCAUCUAGAGUCAAUUUCCCAGAGCAUCCGUAACGUGAUUUCUUUAAAACUAGACGAGACACGAGACCUUUUGAGAAUUGAGUAUUCAGAUAUAAUAAUCUUUUCUGAGAGGCAGUCCACUCAAUGAAAGGCACAGAUGCCUGGCUCUUAAUGUUUAUGAAACCUUUUUUGAGCCAAUACAGCAGCGCAAAAUGUGGCAUGUUGUCACUAAUCGUUUCAUGACUAAUACUUCUGUAGUGCCUAGAUUGUGCUUUCCCAGCUAAAUAAAUCGUCAACGUGCUUCUUCGAUCGAAAAUGUGAUUUUCUUUUUAUACUUUUUAGGACAGACAGAGAUACAAUUGAGGAAACAGGGGAUGUUGUUGUAAGUCCCUGGAAGAUUUUAACUCCUAACCUUAUUGUGGUACAAUACAGUAUUUAAUUUUUUUUAAGAGGGCACGGUAACGAAUCCUUCAAUCUGAUUGCUUCUUAAAGCAGUCCGGAUUUUCCUACCUCUGCCAAUGGGCACAGUAACGCUUUCGUGGAUCGCGGAGUACAUUCCUAGCUUCGUUGCAAUUUUUUUCAUAAAUAUAUGUUGUUUUAACGGAUGAGCAGCAAUUUUAAGCACAAACUUCUAAAUUUAUUAAUAAUUAUUUGCUCCCUCGUUCUCAAAUCAAUUUGUUCGCUUGGAUUACUGUUCCGAAGUUUGCAUAGAAGUCUUCUAAAUCACCGUUAUCAUUACGCAAAUAGAAAUGUUCGGUAAAGCCUAAAUCAUUAAGUUAUCUCCUUUACUUUCUACUCGCUAAGACAUUGUUCAGUUUAUAGAGGAUCUUCCCAUAAUUACAAGCACCUUAAGGUUUAAGGAAAAAAUAAAAACGUCACAUACUAGCCUUUUUCGGUCCGUAUUGGGAAAGCCUAUGCCCUCUGUCUUGACUGAGAGCUGGUGGAUAACACAUAUGUACUUUGGCAGAUAUUGGGGAUCUCAGUUUAUGUUAUUCUCCAUUUCAAUUGCGUAAUUACUAUACAAAAACACUUUAAAUAACAUCACUGGAGCUUUAUUUUCUUUUUUUUGGCACGAUAUGUUUUGUGUCUUUGGAUAAAAUGUGCUGUGUCGACAAAGUCAUUUGCAUUUGAUGAAAUUAUUUAUUACCAGCAACAGUUUGUCUAUUAGUCUUCACUUAUUCCGUGUUCGUAUCUGUACCACGCUCGCUCUUCAAUAAUGUUAUUUUAUAAGAUGCUUGUCAAGUACAUUGUACAACUGAUGGCAGAGACGAUGCUCAACACCACCACAAAUCAGAAUGAUCAUCAGUGUAAUCUGUAGGAAGCAGAAGAACAAAAUUGAAAGUUUAAUACGAGCCAGCACCUUUUCUUUUUUUUUUGUCUUUUACUAGCGCACUUCCAGUAACAACUCCCAAAGAAUGGAAGAUAGUGUCAUAAGUGGUCAUGAAAUUCCUACAGGAAACAGCCGAAGAAAAAUUAAUAUUUGAUACGAGCUAGCACAUUUUCUUUUUUUAUUUUUUAUAUAAUUAUAAUGAUGGUAUUAUGCAACACAUUCGCAUGAAAAUUGUUAACAUGAACUACGGAAUGAAAAAAAGGUAGAUUUGAAAAACUUUCCGCCGUAGCCCUAGCUAAUGAUUCCUUUUAUUAUUUCAAACUCAAAAGACUGGACUUGAGAUGGCGGAAGCUUCUCAAAGCCACCAGUAUAUGGCAUUGGAUGAGUGGAAUCGGUCACCGGCGAACUGUCCACAACCGAGCCAGUCUGUCACUGAAUACACCUCUAUAUAUUCAUCACCAUGCUGUUGGGAGAUUCCGACAGAGCUUGUGACUCUAGAAAAGGUCGUUGGUGAAGGGGCUUUUGGUCAGGUUGCCAAGGCAACAGUCAUAGGUCUCCAGGGGAAACCAACGAAAACACUUGUGGCUGUUAAGAUGUUGAAAGGUAUCAAAUACUUCAAAUACUUAGAUGUGCUUCAAUGAAAUUCCGAAGGUAACACUCCCCUGGAAAAACUCAACCUUAGGCAGGUAGCGUCAAAAGAUUCAGCCUUCUUUUCAAUUCUGAAGGUAGCAAGGCAAGCCCAAUCUCCCCCCACAACCCCUCUUAAAUGGGGAGAGUAGGGUUCAUUUAGUAGUAUAUCUAUUCUAUCUAUUCUUCAAUCAGCAGUCAACUAAACGGGACCUCAGUUAGUUGAGCAGGAUCGUGAGGUAUCAAACAGACCAUGAAUAAAUAUGGACGCGAUCCUCGCAGUUAUGAACACCAUUUAAGUAGUAGUGAAAAUAACGCCCGAAAAAAAUUCAGGCCUGUACGGGCCUUAUUUUCUCUUUUACUUAACUAGUGUUCAUAACUGCCAGGAUCGAUUUCAUAUCCAGAUCGUUUCCUCAAACGUAGUUCAUAUGUAUAAUUUUCAUAUAUUUACAGUCAUUUAUAGACCAUGAAUGAGUUGACCAGACCUGCGUAAUUGAGAAAUGACACGACGAGCUUCUCACGUGGUCUCAGCAUGGAACUUGCUGGUGCAGCGCCCUCUGAUAUCAGAAGUCGCACAAUUUUCUUACAAAUUUAUCAGAAGAACUAUGUCUUUUCCCGAAAGAACAUAACGACAGAGACAUUUAUUUGUAGAGAAUUAAAUUCUCGCCAACAAUCGACACUCCUCCCUCCCACCUUUUCAAAAGUAGCAAACCUCAAAGACUGCUUUUCCGAAUUCAAAUUGACAUAAGGAUGGUCCCUUUCAACAUAAAACCUCAGCGGGAAAAGGAAGAAAUGUCUCUGUUAAGCGUAUGCCGCUUAGCAAUUGUUUGGUAGAAAUCUUACGCUAAUUAAAUUCAAUAUCAUUAAAGCAUGGUGAUACUGGUAUAGCAGUGGAAUGAAGGGUUUUGUUGUUAUAUUUGACGACUGAGAUUGAUGUUUGAAAUUUAUAGAAAUUUAUAUUUACUUGCAGAGUAUUACAGUCCCAAUUCAGUCCGUAUUUUUGAGCUUUGCACACGAGCUCCAAAGAUAAACUUGUAUAAGAUAUUUCACGACAAUUACUAUUUCAUAACUUUGUGAUUUUAGAUAGGAUGUUCAAUCACUAAACAACACGGAGCUCAAAGUUCGGAAGAAAAUGUGCCACUUAUUUUGAUUCAGCAAGUCAGAGAAUAUCAACUGAUAUUUUCUGAGGUCCAGUUACUGAUAUUGUUUUUAAAGGUAACAGCUGUUGGGUGAUCAUCUUGCAGAUCACGCUUCUGAGUCGGACAGGAAGGACUUGUUGUCCGAACUUCGAUUGAUGAAGGAACUCGAUGCUCAUCCUCAUGUUAUUAAACUUCUGGGAUGUGUCACGAAAUCUGGUAAAUAUGGAAAAGUGUAAUUUAAUCGCCUAAACAGCCAAAACAAAGAGCAGAUCUAUUGCUCAAUAUAGGCAUAUUUCCCUGUUUACCAUGCUUUACAGGGCCAUUGAUGGUGUUGAUUGAAUACGUACCCUAUGGAGAUCUACUGGGAUACCUCAGAAAGAGUCGUGGAUUAAAUGAUACUUACUUCGAAGACCCGGAUAUCAAACCACAGAGUAAUCUGACGUCAGAGCAGCUGAUGAAGUUUGCGUGGCAAGUUGCCGAUGGAAUGUCGUAUUUGUCAUCGAUACCAGUAAGUAGGAACGCAAUCUCUAGUUACUAAACUGUUUCUUUGGCAUAUGUUGCUGAAAUAUGACAUAAGUCAUUACUUUUCAUUCUUUUCGUUCAAUUAUUCUGGACCUCUCAAUUUAUUAACAUUAAUGAUUUUUUUUAAUUGUCGUAGAUUAUCCAUCGAGACCUUGCCGCUCGUAAUGUGUUGGUUGGAAAAGGAGAAACGUGCAAAGUAACAGACUUUGGUAUGGCCAGAGACGUCAAAGAGGAGAGCAUUUAUCAACGGAAGUCUAAGGUACCAAAUUUGUUCACUUAGCUAGAGAUCUGUGAACAGUCUGCUAUGGGUGAAGUUGUACUUAUCCUUGAUCAUGAUCUUUUCCUCAGUUUUGUCGACCAAUUCUAUGUGUUUUUAAUUUAGAGACGUCUUCCCGUUAAAUGGACUGCCAUUGAGGCAUUGCUGUACGGAAAAUAUUCUACAAAGAGUGAUGUGUGAGUACAAGGGCUUCAUAAGGUCCAUAAGCAAAUUGGGUAAAGUGAUUGGAUGUCUAAUGUAUGUUAUGCUUCGUAUUUCUUAAAUUGAUGUGGAUAUGUGGAGGCAUCCUAUUUAGAAGGGGUGGUAAUACCCCUUCUGGCUUUGAGUUAUAAGUAACGGUCCAGGUCCCGCUCCUAUUACAAGUCUAGUGUGCUUCCCACGGUGUUUUACCGAAGAUAUUUAAUUCACCUUUUUUUUAACAGUACGGACCAGAACGUUUAUUUCCUUUAAUGCAUCUCGUUUGUUUUACAGAUGGAGCUACGGAGUUCUCCUCUAUGAGAUCUUCACGAUUGGUAGGUCGCGAGAUUAAUAACCAGACCAUUAACUUUAGCGUCAACGUGUCAACGAAAGUGGCAUUUGUGUUGACUCGUGGUCAUGAAGUAAGCAUGGUGUACCAUUCUCUGAGGAAUUCAGUUUUGCCUUUGUGUUUUGUACCUGCCAGGCCACCUUAGAUUGCCUCAGUCGCUGAACUUAUUGGAAAAAACAAACAAACAAACAAACAAACAAACUAGGAACAAUGGUACAGGAAUUAUAUUGUAAAAAUAUAUUUACAAGUGUCAGGCCCUUGAAGUGUAUUUAGAGUACCCGCUUUAUUUUAGGUGGUUCACCGUAUCCAGGGAAGGAUGCAAAAAAAAUGGCAAAGUUGCUAGAGAGGGGAUACAGAAUGCCUAAACCACAACAUGUGGAUGAGAAGUUGUAUGAAAAGAUUGUGUUGUUGUUGUUGUUUUCUUUGUACGUUCUUAUAGCGGUAACAUUUAUUUGAAAAGUUCUUCUCGUGAAAGUUGCGUGUGCAGCUCAAAAUUAAACCUGUUUUUCUUCCUGAAUGAGCUAACCUAGGGGAAAUAUUGGAAUGAGUCAAUGAUCACGAGUUUGUCUCUUGUGUUCAGUAAAGAAAGGAACAAACUUUCCUACUGUAUAUUGCAACAUUUUGUGCCUAACAACAUCCUAACUGAGGGCAAUAAGAACGUAUACUGAUAUAUCCUUAACGUCUUUGUGUUUCAGGUAUGACAUAAUGACAAACUGUUGGAACGACGACCCUAACUUGAGACCAUCUUUUGAAAAUCUGAGGAAAGAACUCAAAGAAAUGGAAAACCAGCACAAGGUAGAUUUGUAGAGCUAAUUUUGAUCGUUUUAAGUUCCAUCUGGCUUACGCAGGGUGACUUAAAAACGCAGAAUAUCGUCUACUUCAGGGUAGCAGAUUUUGGAUAUUAUAGUUUAUUAUGAAAAUUACGGAAGUUUCAAAGCUACUUUACUUAAAUAUGAGGUAAGAAUGAUAUAACAGGAUUCCACCCAGUGUCCUUGCACAAGUUCCAAAGCUUGUUCACAAAACACGGAAGGGGAGUAUGUUUUGUUCCUAGAAUGAAAACCCAAAGUAAAUGCAAAGUUGUAUUGAGUUAAUACCAGUGUAGUGCUUCGAACCUUUCGUUUAGUCUCCAGAGAGGUACACUACAAUAUUCCUUAGCUUUUUCUUUAUUCUUUUCUGAUAUCGAAAUUUAGAAUCUACCACUGUCAAAUGCAUGUAAUAAUUGUGUGACUACGAGGUGUUCGAGCGUUGCAGGUCUAUUUUAUUUUCGUUAUUUCCAAGUAUAUUUUCAUCAUCAACACGCUCUUUACGAAGGACGAAAAGUCAGUCAACACUUUUUUUUCUGCAGGGGCUGAUAAACUUAAGCAAUUACGACGAUCGACUCUACGUUAAUGUUGACGAUCUUGCUGUGUAA
Molecule: messenger RNA, 11011 nt
Organism: Pocillopora meandrina
Lineage: Eukaryota; Metazoa; Cnidaria; Anthozoa; Scleractinia; Pocilloporidae
Source: the annotation of a GenBank genome assembly